Messenger RNA from Cygnus atratus (black swan), 534 nucleotides. Its product is annotated as bromodomain-containing protein 8-like. The record is from RefSeq and is a predicted model, not a curated record. The annotation marks the transcript as partial. Lineage: Eukaryota; Metazoa; Chordata; Aves; Anseriformes; Anatidae. Gene Ontology annotation, molecular function: protein binding. The transcript has 4 exons. Gene Ontology annotation, cellular component: NuA4 histone acetyltransferase complex.
GCCAAGACUCAAGAGGCACCUGGAGAUCAAGCUUUAGGUGAGCCACGUGCACAGGAGAUUCAUCAGGCCCAGGACCAAGAUGAUAGUGAUGGCACCUCUGCAGACCCCGUGCUGCGCGCCACAAGUCCUGCCAACAUGCAGCUGAUGCAGCUGAGUUGGGAUAACCCCAUGCAGCAUUCGCACUUCAAAAGAACCGUCCUGUCCAUCUGGAAGAUGAUAGCCAGUCACAGAUACAGCGGCCCAUUCCUGAAGGCAGUGUCAGAGAAACAAGCCCCGGGAUACAGGGAUGUGGUGAAGAGGCCCAUGGAUUUAACCAGCAUAAAGCGAAGCCUGUCCAAGGGGCACAUCCAGUCCAUGGCCCAGUUCCAGUGCAGCCUGAUGCUCAUGUUCCAGAACGCGGUGAUGUACAACAGCUGCAACCACCACGUGCACCGCAUGGCCCUGGAGAUGCAGCGGGAGGUGCUGGAGCAGAUGCAGAUGCUGGGUGAAGCCCUCCUGUGCUCGGAGGACAGGCUGCGGCUGGGCAGGAGGUGA